Messenger RNA from Carcharodon carcharias (great white shark), 6284 nucleotides. RefSeq names its product dual-specificity tyrosine-(Y)-phosphorylation regulated kinase 2 (gene dyrk2). Gene Ontology annotation, molecular function: protein serine/threonine kinase activity; ATP binding; protein serine/threonine/tyrosine kinase activity. The record is from RefSeq and is a predicted model, not a curated record. The transcript has 3 exons. Gene Ontology annotation, cellular component: nucleus. Gene Ontology annotation, biological process: peptidyl-serine phosphorylation; peptidyl-threonine phosphorylation. NCBI's taxonomy places the organism in Eukaryota, Metazoa, Chordata, Chondrichthyes, Lamniformes, Lamnidae. The coding region runs from base 368 to 2152 and encodes 594 amino acids.
GCUGCUUUGAGCGAUUCUGUGCGAGUAUCUCCCUUUCUCUCAUGUGUAUGCACGGAGUUUCACUUAGCAACCGGACGGCCAGUGUUUGAACCACAAUCAAUCAACGUUAACACACACAGGCACCAUCUACUGCACCAUUCCAGUGGCCAACACAAAGCCGCUCCCAGACAGCGGCGUGUGGGGAGUUUCUUUUUGUGCUGAUAGUUUUUAUAGAUGAAGUUGUGCAUUAUGUUGGCGGGGCGGCAGUGGUUGAGUUUGAAGCAGUUUGCAGAUUCUCCGGAUGUAGGUGACUCUCCUCCUGCAGCUUGGAGUUGAGAGAAGGAGCAGCUGGAGUUUUUUUUUCUUCUCUCGCUGUGUCUGAGCGGCCAUGUUAACGAGGAAACCGUGCGCUACCGCUGCCUAUUCAACGGGUAGGGCCGCUGACAGCUCGGUGUUGCAGCCGGAUUACAGGACGGGGACCGACUGCUCAGAGAGCCGGAGAGGUGGAGCAGGAUCCCGGUUGGGAGACCCGUCAUCGCCCCGAGGAUUACCGCCACUGAAGAGCCACACGGUUGGAGGUAGCAAGCACACAAUGAAUGACCACCUACAUAUUGGUACCCAUGGACAGAUCCAGGUUCAACAGCUUUUUGAAGACACCAGCAACAAAAGAGCGAUUUUGACCACCCAACCAAAUGGACUUACUGCAGUUGGUAAAACCUCAUUACCAGUGGUUCAUGACAAGCAGUUGGAGAGUUCACAUAGGCGGCAGGGAAGCUCUGCAUCAGUAAAGUCAACAGAUUGUUCUUCAAAACCGAAAUCCACGGUCAUGACACCCGAGCAAGCCAUGAAGCAGUAUAUGCACAAACUUUCCGCAUUUGAACACCAUGAGAUAUUCAACUAUCCUGAAAUCUACUUUGUUGGCCCAAAUGCAAAGAAACGGCAAGGUAUAGUUGGUGGCUCAAAUAAUGGUGGUUAUGAUGAUGACCAGGGCUCCUAUAUCCAUGUACCUCAUGAUCACAUUACUUACAGGUAUGAAGUUUUGAAAGUUAUUGGCAAAGGGAGCUUUGGGCAGGUUGUGAAAGCCUACGAUCACAAACAACACCAGCAUAUAGCAUUAAAAAUGGUGAGGAAUGAGAAACGCUUCCACCGGCAGGCUGCAGAAGAGAUACGGAUCCUGGAGCACCUGAAAAAGCAAGACAAAGAUAAUACCAUGAAUGUCAUUCACAUGCUGGAAAACUUCACAUUCCGCAACCAUAUUUGCAUGACAUUUGAGUUACUGAGCAUGAAUCUUUAUGAAUUGAUCAAGAAGAAUAAGUUUCAAGGGUUCAGCCUGCCAUUGGUUCGCAAGUUUGCUCACUCAAUUUUGCUGUGCUUGGAUUCUUUACACAAGAAUAGAAUUAUUCAUUGUGACCUUAAACCUGAGAAUAUUCUGCUGAAACAGCAGGGGCGAAGUGGGAUUAAAGUGAUAGAUUUUGGCUCUAGUUGUUACGAACACCAACGUGUGUACACAUACAUACAGUCACGAUUUUAUCGUGCACCUGAAGUGAUCCUUGGAGCUCGCUAUGGGAUGCCUAUAGACAUGUGGAGUUUGGGUUGCAUUCUUGCUGAACUAUUGACAGGUUACCCUCUGUUGCCUGGUGAAGAUGAGGCGGACCAGCUUGCCUGUAUGAUUGAGUUGUUGGGUAUUGCACCACAAAAGUUUUUAGAUCAGUCAAAACGAGCCAAAAAUUUUGUGAGCUCCAAAGGUUAUCCCCGUUAUUGUACUGUUACUACUUUGCCAGAUGGAUCAGUAGUUCUCAAUGGAGGACGGUCACGAAGAGGAAAGCUACGUGGCCCGCCAGGGAGCAAGGACUGGGUCGCAGCACUGAAAGGAUGUGAUGAUCCCCUCUUUCUUGACUUCCUGAAACAGUGUUUAGAAUGGGAUCCUGCGUUGCGUAUGACACCGAGCCAGGCAUUGCGACACCCCUGGCUACGCAGGCGCUUACCAAAGCCUCCAACUGGAGAGAGAGGCUCAUCAAAGAAAGCAACAGAAAGCAGUGGUGCUAUUACAUCAAUUUCUAAAUUGCCUCCAACUUCAGGCUCAUCAUCAAAAUUAAGAACUAAUUUGGCACAAAUGACUGAUGCCAAUGGGAAUAUUCAACAACGAACAGUGUUGCCCAAGUUGGUUAGCUGAGUUUGAAUAAAUCUAUGCCAGAAAUGCGAGGAGAAUUUAUUAUCGCAUCACUGAGCCUUAUUCAGUUAAUUUUGUAUUUUUUUGAACUUAGUAAUUAUUCAGCCUUGGAAUUUUAAGUACCAUUCUGUUCCUAAGAGCAAAGAACAGUUUUGUUUUAGUGAUUGCUGGGGACCAUGCAUUAUUGGAAGUUGGUUUUUUUGUAUACUGAGUGUGAAACGUAUUAGCUAUUCAUUCUCUUGGCAUAUGAACGAAUAAUCCAUUCUGUUGGCACUCGAAUAGUGUAUGCCAUGUAACAUUUACAGUUGUAAGAGAUGUCACUAUUCAUUUAAUAUGACAAAACAAUGACAAAUGGUUCAUUAGCCACUAUUGGGCGUUUUAGAAUUUUUGUUUUUGUGGAUAGUGGCUUUUACUAGUCAGUAACAAUGAAAUCUACAGCUUGCAUUUACUCUUGCAAAUUGAUGACAAAACCCUCUAUCUGGAGUGCCAUGGAAUCUAGUUUUCAAUGCCUCAUUAUUUCUAUCGUGAAUAUCCUUCCUUGUGCUGCCAUUGUAUCUGUUCUUCAGUUUAGACUAGUGGUAAAUAGAUGAAAAUUUCUCCUUGAUCUCAGCUAAAUUUAAACCUGGAAAAACUAAAAUUCAAAGCAUGGUCCCCAGUUAGGCUGGUAUAAGACAACUUGCAAUUUUUGCCAAGUAUCUUCAAAUAAAAAAAUGCAUAUUUGGAAUUUAGGUCCUGCCCGUUCCACACAAUUAAGUACUCCAGAUCUUCAAAUGUUUUUGGCAAUGUUACUAUUUAUGUGAAGAUUUUAUAUGUUUUUAGGAAGAAAAAUUAAGAUUGGAAAAUUAAAUCUUUGCAGCACUCAGAUUAGGUUUAAGCUAAUAAACCUAUCCUACUGUUACAGAAUGAAAUCUGAUUUUGUGUAUUUAAAAUAUAUGUUGCAUUGUCUUCUUAGUGCAAUAUUUCAAAUAGCAGAAAAUCCUUUUAUAGUACUUUUAUUAUUUGUAAUAAAUUUUUAUUGAAUGUUAUGUAACUGUACAAUGUCACUGAACUACCACUACAGAGAUUGUUGCUAUGUAUCGGAUUUAUAAAAUGUUAGCAGAAAGAUAUUUUUGUACUUGAAUUGGCCUGAAAGCUAUUCUGAGCAUUUUAUGUAUGUUCAGUUGUUGAGAAACAUCUCCAAUCAAAGCUUUACUUCGCUUGCACGUUUUGUAACUAACCCUUGCUAGUUAUUACAGCUCAUUUUUGUUUAAGGGAGUGGUAAGCUUUGUUUCAGUGUAGUGUGGUUUGAUCAGUACUGUAUAGCAAUGGCUCAGAUGGCUAAAUUGCAAGUAGCUAAUUUUAGACAUCAAUUCAGUCUCGUAGGUAGCUUGUUUGAACAUACCUAUGGUACGUGUUCUGACUUGAUAACUCAGUGUCAUGUGGUCUCAGGUUAUAAUAAGAACAGAAGUUUAAUGACUCAGUUCUUCACGUUGUUGCUGUUCAGGACCAUUAGAGUACAUCACUACAACAAAGAAUCAAGAGUACCAUGUAAGAUUUUUAUAGGCAUAUGAAACUUUGUUUUCUUACAGCAGGCAAAUUGUGCCCUUAGUGUUAACAGUGUGCCUUUUGUUAUCAGUGCCAUGUUGUAGGGUUUACAUGCAAUUGAUUAAUCCUUGAUACUGGGCACACUAGUGAUAUAGCAGUUUACAUGGUUGUAUUGGCUUCAUUGUUGAGAUCGCAUGGAAAGCGAAUGAAUGAAUGCACACUUUGAAUUUUACUGAAAAUUCAACCCUAAAACGUACAACAUUAUAACACUAAUGAAAGAUCUAAACUAUUGUUUCACUUCGUUAGCUGCUUAAGAAAAGCUGUAACCAAAAUAGAACUAUGACUACAAGUUUAUAGAGGGAUUUAUGAUCUUUUGUUUUUCAAGCUACCCUUUUGCAGCAUUUUAUUUAACUUUUAUAUGAAGUAUACUUUAGUUUGUUUUAAAUUUAAAACCUGAAGAAGUAAAAGCGAGCAAUUGUGAGCAUUGGUAGGAAUACUGCAAUUGACCUCUGCCCUGAAUUAUUGAGAAGGGAGGGGCAAAUCAGUUAGGGUUCUGCCUGCUAAUUUGUUAUUUAGUGACCAAUGGAUGACACAUGAGCUCGCUUGUGAUUGAGUCUGCGGUUGAGUAGUGUGCUGACACUCCAGGAUCACGUUUAACAAUGAAGCUUGACUACUUGGGCAAGGUUCCAUAGAGAAAUUGGUGCUUGUGGAACUAUGCUGCGAUAACAAGUCAAUGCUGUCAGGGGAACAGGAGGAAAUUGGUGAAAAAUGAAGGAAAAAAAUGACACUUCAUGGGUAGAGGAGCGGGGUAGGGGGGUGGGGGUGCACAGAGUAAUAUUUAAAUGAUUUCUUGAAUAUUAAUAAAUGUUGUAGCCAUCAGAGCACUUUGCAAAAAUAGAUAGUCAAUUUGCCCCUCUCUACAUUAUAUGUGGGAAGUUUUUUCACGUUUUGUGUGCAAACCAGUUUAAUAUAACGUGAACCAAACUGAUAAAUUUAUACUAAUGUUCCAAACAGAAUUUGUUCCAGUCUACGUUCCCAAAUUGAAAGUUUACUUUAUUGGCCUACAAUAACUCGAUGAAUAAAGCCAAAAGGAUCUAUUGUAUCAAAAGGGAAAAUUUAAAUCUACUGAAUUGCGUAAUAAUCCUAAAUGCUAUAAAGGAAGAUAUAUAUCUGCUCUGUGUUUACUACCCCCUUCUUGCUUCUCUGGCUUUUAUAUUCCAGAAGUCCUGUCUAAUUAUAGUGAUAACUAUCUCCCUUUCUAACAGUUUGGAUAAUGAUCCAUUUCAGCAGAUUAUAGGUCCCUAAAAUAUGUCUUUUUUUUAACUUUAUAGAUUAAAGUCUUUUAAACCCCCAAAAUGUAUAUCCUUCUGUUAAACAUUGUUAUGUACUGCAGCCAGUGUACACAAUUGUUAAGAUCAAUUACACAGCUAGUUCUGCAUGUUAAUUAUUUUAACCUCCUGUAUUUAGAUUAUUCACAUUCAGAUACCCGUCAUUGUAGGUGCCAUAUGCUAAUUCCCUUAAGCUGCCCCAAUAUUGUGCACAAAGUUCUUUACCUUGCCCCUCCCCAAACAAUUACCAUUUAAGUAACAUAGAAUACUUUGUGCACUCCCUAAAUAUGCAUUUAAGUAUUUAUCAAGGACGAGUUUUUGAUUUAAUUUUACAGUGGAAAGACACUUUAGUGCAUUCUUGAAAGUUAACAGUGGCUUAGCUAGUUAUUUCAAUUUUGUCUUCAAAAAUGUCAAACAGCUUCCCAGGAAAUAUGGUUAAUCCAAUGCAUGAGGGCGAAACAAUGUUUUUUACUUUUACCUCAAAAGGUUUGUUUAGAAAUGGAAAGAAAAACCCAGGUAUUUGGUGUGUACCAAAGUGCAUUCCUUUUCACAUAUCUAGCUAUGUGUGUAGCCAGAAAAUUGGUGUCUAAGGCAUCUGGAAGUGAUAUGUUCUCUUGAUCUAUGGUAUAGCGCCAUGAUGAACUUGUUUAAUCCUGAAGCCACCAUUGUUCAUUUCUAGUUUUGGAUGAAAUGGAAAACUUUUAAAUGAUUUUGUAAACAUUGUGUGUGUUUCAAGUGAAAUCUGUAUAAUAUAACUCCUCAAUUUCUUAUUCCACAAAGUUGAAUAUAUGACUGCAGCACUGAAGUCUAGUGAUUUUAUAAUUAGGUUAAUACCUGUCAAUGCAGCAUCACCCAACCUGACACUUGUAGCAAAUUUUGUUGAUAGCACAGUUCUGCUAAAAUGUGUGAAUUUCUAUUACAAGGGGCAUUUAGUGUUCUAAUUUCUCUACCAGCUAUGAUUGCUCUAACAGAGCAAUGGCAGAGCUUAGUUUUAAGAUGAGCACCAAACUAGAUGUGUGUUUAUAAUACGCUGCAGUUGUAUACUGUAUAUAAAUAAAAUUUUGAAUAAAUGCUGACUUUGUAUAUAUGUAUGUAAGAUUCUUGUGAAAUGCUGUCGCCACUUGAUGUGUUUUUAGUGGAUCCCAGUGGCCAGUUUUAUGAUACUGUAUGUAUUGUACAGCUGAUGACAGAAGUAUGACUUUUUUUUUAGUGAAUAUUUGGUUAAAAUUAUUGUGGCCCAAAAUUCAUUUCAAAAUAAAUUUUAUGUCAGAGUUUAUAAGAAA